Lodderomyces jiufengensis is the source of this 885-nucleotide messenger RNA. Its product is annotated as urea carboxylase-associated family protein. Bases 1 to 885 code for a protein of 294 amino acids. NCBI's taxonomy places the organism in Eukaryota, Fungi, Ascomycota, Pichiomycetes, Serinales, Debaryomycetaceae. The record is from RefSeq and is a predicted model, not a curated record. The transcript has 2 exons.
AUGGUCGAAUUCUCAUCAUCACAAUCCAUAGAGCCGAAAAAGUAUAACGUACCAAAACCCAGUCCAGCAUAUUAUCCUAGUAAAGGGUCCAAAGUGUAUGCAAAUAAAGACCUUUACAAAUCAAUUCAUGAAUCAUCAAAAACAUUAGUAUCAAAACAUAGAUGUGAAAAAAGAAAUGGAUUAGCAGUAAAAAUACCAGCAAAGUCAAUAAUUAGAUUAACUACCCCUGAAGGUCCACAAGUUUGUGAUUUAAAUAUAUGGAAUCAACAUGAUAAAAGAGAAAGAUUAUGGAUAUCAAGAACUGCUCAAUUGCAUAGUUAUCAUGUUUCUACUUAUGAUAGAUUAUGGCUGAAUUUACCGUUUUUGAGACCUUUGGUUACUAUUACUGGAGAUUCUUUAGGUCCAAGAAGAGAUGAAUGGGGUGGAAGAAUUCAUGAUUGUCUUGGAACUAGGUGUGAUCCAUACGUUGAUAGACUUUUAAGUGGUGAACAUAAUGAUGAUCAUUGUCAUUCAAAUUUAUAUAGAGCAAUUAAACCAUUUGGAUUAGAUGAAUUUGAUGUUCAUGAUGUUUUAAAUGUUUUUCAAGUUACUGGAUUACUGGAAGAAUCAGAUCAAUAUUUUAUGGAAACUUGUCCUUCUACAUCCCAGGAUUAUUUUGAAAUGUUUGCAGAAAUUGAUUUAUUAAUUGGUAUUAGUGCAUGUCCUGGUGGAGAUUUAUCAAUGUGGGAAUUUGGAGAAACUGAUGAUACAAAACUGAAAAUGGAAGAUUGUUGUAGACCAUUAGAGAUUGAAAUUUAUAAAAUUGAUGAUGAAACAGAGGUUUUGAAAGAUUGGGAAGCUCCUAAAUGUGUUGAUUAUAAAGGUAAUCAUGGACUUAAAGAUUAA